ACAUUAUUUCUUAUAGAAAUGCAAUAUCGGCAAUAUUAAAUUAAGAGUUUGGCUUGGUAAAAUAUUUGCUGCUAAUUUGCAAUUGUAUAGCCAUGCGUAUUUUUUAUUGAUUUUUUGAAAUUGAGAUAUAACUGCGUGUUAUGUGACAGUUGUUUGUGUUUCAUUAAACGGUCUUCAGUUCCCCGAAUAAUUAAUCGACAAUGACCGAUAGUGACUAAUUAAUAAAUUCAUUAAUAAAAUCGGUCAACUUUUCGAUAUUGUAAACACGUAUUGUGUGAGAGUAUAUUAUAAAAGAAAUAGUUUUAAAAAGCUGCAAACAUGUAAAAUAAUCUAAAAAUCUAAAAUUAUCAAUGUACUUUUUAUAGUUCAAACUAAGCAAUUUGCAAAAGAAAAUAAGAAUUUCCAAGGUAAUAUUUUUUAUUUUAAACGAGUUUUUUCAGAUGAGAUGCACACAAUCGCACUUUGACAGGCUAGAUUAUUUAUGGUUCGGAUUAAAUAUAAUAUCUUAUUUGUAUUGUGAAAUAAUUUAUAUCCGUACACACUUAAUAAAUUAAAUUUUGUAAUAGCUUUUAGAUCUAUAAUAGAUAUCAUUAGUCUACAGUCAAAAAUUAUUUUAAACCAGACAAGGUGUUUGUUAUAGAUUUUUGAGUACUAAAAACGUAUUUUUUUUGUGACAUUUGAAAAUUUUUUUAAACAAGCUUAUUAUUAUCUUAAAUUUAUAAUCACAAGUCAUAAAUAUAUUGCUUAUCAUCCGCUAUGACAUGUAUUUUUUAUUACGAAAUUUUUUAUCACAAUUUUAUUUUUUAAUCAUACUAUAAAUAAUUAAAAUUAAAGAGUUUUAUUAAUCCUAACAGAAAAAACACCUUAUAAAAAAGAAUAUCAAAAAUAACAUUUAAUUUAAGCGUUAUUUCAGACACUUAAUUUCAUUGUAACCCUGAACUUAAGAAUUAACUUAACUAUUUUUCUAAAUUUUAAUGUUACUGUUAAAUUAAGAGUAAUAUUCAUAUUAACUCUCAAAUUAAGAAUAAGAAUAAGCUAAAUAUGUAGUUUAAUGAAUAAACAGCAACACUUUACAGUUUACACUCAGAAAUAAAAUGUUAGUCUUCUUUAGUGAUUACGUUAGUAUUCUUUAAUGAUUACAAUAAAUAAUACUAUCAAUGACUAUUUUUAUUAAUAAAUUUUUUGUUAUCACUAUUACUCUUUGAUCACUUUUAUGUUAUUAAAUUUUAUUUUGUUUUAAAAUAUUUGAUUUUUGCUUAUUUUAAUUUUUAAUCUUAAAUAAUCAAGCUGGUUGUAUUCUGUAGUAAAAUGAAACAAAGUAGUAUACGACAUGGCUAAUGAGAAAACAUCUUUUCUUUACGAAUGGAAUUUUGACAAAUAUAAAAAUUUUCAAAGAUUUGUGAGAUAGUUAAUUUAGAUUUCUGUAGUUAUCGCUUUGUUUUAUGUUUUGUGUUUAAUGUUUAAUGUUUUGUAACACAUAUAGUACACAGAUUAUAGCUGUAUUCUACACAUUAUUAACGUAUUAUUUAUUUUUGUUUAAUAUUCGAAUAACUAGAAUUCAAUCCGAACAACAAAUGAUACAUUAUACGCAUCAUACAUGAAAGGAAUACAGCCCUAAUUUACCUGUUAUAUGAAGUAGUUACAAAGUAUUAAAAUAAUAACUACAGAAAUAUAAAUUAACUGUAUUACAAAUCAUUGAAAACUUCUAUACAUUUUUUUUAAAUUUCACAAAUAUGAAAAUAUUAAAAAAAUAAAUAAUUUAAAAUUUAAUUAAAAAUUUAUUAACUAGAAAUUCUGAUACAUUUAAGAGGAAAAACUAUCAAGUAACAAAGAUUCUGGUAUAUUUAACAGUAAAAAAUUAAUUGUGCUUAUUUGAUGAUUUCUAUAAAAAUUUUAAUUUAUCCGUUUUUGUACAGUUAUACUGAUUCAAUCUAUCAAUUUUUUUAUUAAUGUACAAUCUCUUUUUUCAGUAUGUACAGUGUAAUUUUGUAUCUUUUCGUAGAAUAAUUACGACAGAAGCUUGUGCCGCGUGUAAGAUUAUAAAUUUGCCAAGAUAUGAGUGUCGUAUGCGCUUAGUAUAGUAAUAAUAUAUGAUUAAAAUAAUUAAGAAUUUAUAAGCUUUUUAGCCUCGCCAAGAUUAACAAUUAGCAGUACUAUAAAAAUGAGUGUCUCAUGGAGAGUGGAAAGUCCAUUCUGAACAUUUGUAACGAAUCCCUGUCAACUGUUAUUUUAAAGCCAUAAAAUUGAACGCAAUGCCGAAUUAUGGACAAUCGCGAGCACGGAGGUUAUUAUAAUUAUAGUUACAAUUAAGUGCCAAGUUGUAAUAUUUGGGAAAUAAGUAAUUUUUCUACUCAAAAAGAAGAAAGUAUCUUGAAGAGGUCUGGAGUCAUCUUUUACCAAAGCUUCUGCUUUGAAUUCUAAUUCUUUAGGCGGAACGAAUUCCAAAAUUUCCUUUGUUUGUACCGCAAAGUACACAAAAUUGGCAGUAGCGAUGAGAUCACUGAAGCUGAAAUUGUCAAAAUCAAGAAUUGCCAAGACAUCUCAAGAGAAUUUCUGAAGACAUAAUUUUUUGAAAGUCACAAGGUUUUCUUCGCCGUCAGAGGAGCCGCUGAAAAAAUCUGUAAAAUCGCACAAGGUAAUAGGCAGAAGGAAAAUCUGUCUUCUCAGCCAAAGAAAAAGAAAACAUCAGGCAAAUAUAACACCGCAGCAAGGAUCGAUUAUCUAAGUGUAACUAACAUUUAUAUCUGUACACACUUGAUAUUCGAGCUGACCGGCUAUGGCCGUACAAAACCCUCACUAUCAGUAAAGCAGCUGAAGGCGGCAGAAGAGAUCAAACCGCUCUAUGGGCGGUUCAUUAAUAAGAGAUUAUACAUUAAAACUUGUUAGACAACAACAAAGAGGCGACACGACGAUUAUUGCAGCCAUUGCCAGUGCAGAACGAGAUAAUUCGUGGGACCACGAGCUAGGAGAAUCGUACUACAAUAUAGCCGCUUUAUUACUGUAAGUCUAUCUGUUUUUAAGUUUUUGCGACGAAUAAAUGUCCGACGAAGAUAAAGACAAUCGAAUGUUUCAAUUGAAUAAAUUGUGAUUAAUACUUAACAAUUAAAUCGACGCUUACGAUUAGAUAAAACUGGAGUUUUGUGCUAAACGCGAUCAAUGCACAAGAAAUAAUCGAAAGCAUGAAUAAAGCAUUAAUUGUUAUGUAUUAUAAAAUUCUAGCGACUGCGAGAUAACUUUGUUGGUAAACGUCAUAAAAAAUUAUCCAUUUCCUUUUAAUGAUACCGAUAUGAGAUUAAUAAUAGUUAGCAAUCUAACGAAUGUACUUAAGACGGUAAGCCGAAUUCUAGUUCAAGCGAGUCUUAGUCGCGAAUUUCUCUCUGACAUUCUACAAGAAUAGCAUUUUUGAACCAAAAAGAUAUAAAAGAUUAUGACAUAUCUGUAAAUAAUUCCGAAAUCUUGAUUAGAUCAAACUAACGUUAUUGAUUUUGUUGAUUACAUGGACUAGCUAUCGUUAUAAAACCAGCAAAUUGUUCGUCAGUCAACUACAACAAAAGUGAGAGAAAACAAAUAAUACAUCAUGCUCGACAAUCUUGUACUCAUCAUAGUUAUCUUUAUGGUGAUAGCGCUUUUCUGGAUGCUUUUUUGGGUAUAUGCCAGAUUCAAGUUGAGUUAUUGGAAGAGACGCGGCGUCGAAUUUCUUACCCCCAAUCUAUUUUUUGGGAAUCUCAAAAAUGCCGUGUUUUUCCGUUCCCCACCGUCAUGGCAUAUCGGCGACUUACACAAGAUGGCUCCUCCGGACGCGCCAUUCGUCGGUUUCUACAUCUUCCAUAAGCCGUGUCUACUGCUACGCGAUCUAGAUAUAAUUAAACAAAUCAUGAUCAAAGACUUUGAUAAUUUCACCGAUCGCUACUUUGCUGGCUCCCAUCAGAGGGACAGUAUGGGCAUGAAGAAUUUGUUUGGCAUAAAGAAUCCGGCCUGGAAAUAUGUGCGAUCUAAGAUCAGGCCUACUUUAACGAGGAGCAAGUUGAAAAAUAUGUUACCAUUGAUGAUGGAAAUUACAGAGCCUAUGAUGAAGUAUAUAAACGACCAACUGACUAAUCAAGAAACUGUAAAAGUGUUGGAUGCUCAAGAUAUUUAUUAUAAGUAUACAACUGAUCUGAUCGCUUCAAUCGCGCUCGGUACUAAGAUAGAUUCUUUUUAUCAUCCAAACGAAUUUACGAAUGCAGUUUAUAGAUCCUUUCAUGGAUUAAAGAGAAUGAUUACUCUUGUGAUUGUUUUCUUUAUACCUGAAUUAUUGAGAGUGCUCGGUACAAGGAUGUUUUUCAACUCCUACGACUACGUAAAAAAAAUUUUCUGGACGGCAAUGGAGAAUCGCGAGAAAACCGGCAGAAAGCGAGGCGAUUUCAUUGAUUCGUUGAUUCAAAUAAAGAACGGCGAACAGAAUCCUGUUUAUAAAUUUGAGGGAGAUAAUCUGGUGUAUCAGGCUGCUACUUUUUUCUCUGGCCUUGAAUCUAGUUCUACAUGUGCAGCCUUUACCCUGAUGGAACUAGCGAAGCAUCCAGAGUAUCAGCAGCUGGCUAGGGAAGACAUUAAUAGGGCAAUCGAGAAGCACGGCUGGACGUUCGAAGCGUUCCAGAAUAUGAAGUAUCUCGAACAAACUAUGCUUGAAACUUUGAGGCUACAUCCACCUGUGGGUACUAUCGAUAGAUGCACUCUUCAAGAUUACAAGAUUCCUAAUAGUGAUGUCAUUAUCGAGAAAGGUACACCAAUAUAUAUCUCCUUGUUUGGAUUUGGAGUGGAUCCUAGAUUCUGGGACGAACCGGAAGUAUUUAAUCCUGACAGAUUCGCUGAGGGUAAUAUUCCUGAAGCUUACAUGACGUUCGGUACUGGUCAUAGGAUGUGUAUAGGAAUGAAAUUAGGUCAGCUGCACGCUAAAAUCAUUUUAGCUUCGUUGCUGAGAAAUUAUAAAGUUUGGCAAGUCAAAGAGCACACAAGUUUUCUGGACCGUCGUUCAACCGUCACAACUGCAGGCAAUGGAAUUUAUCUGCACUUUAAAAAGAUAUGAUAACAUUUAUAUAAUUUAUUAACCCGAGAUAGCAACUCAUUACUAAAGUUACGAAUAACAAAAAUUGAAAUAACGAAAUAAAUCUUGCAAUAAUUUUGCACGUUGUUUAAGUUUGCGUAGCAAAAUAUAUUGUCAAGUAUACGUGUAUGUCUGACUUGGGAUAUACUCGCAAUUAGUAUAUAGUGUCUCUUAUCGAAAACAAUUCAUCAGCGAAUUUGGGUAGUGUAGUUUUACAUUAAAACAGAUAGCGGAACCUAUUUAACGUCGGUUCUGAACGGUCUUAUAAUCAGUUACUCAUAGUAAGAUUCUCUCAGGUUUGUUAUUGUUUUCAAAGAGGUAUCAUUCGAAUAAAAAUGAGAUGUUACUGAUCACUUAAAUUUGAUUGUGCCGGAUUUCCGGCACAAAGAGCAGAUACAGGGCCUGGGCACAUACUUUUUCAUAACGCAUAACAGAAUCAGUCGAUCAGAAUCGUCUAUUUUCCUCCCCAGAGGUCCCCAAAAGAUCAUGCAAAUUUUAAUUUACUAGAACACAACAUUGCGCGCGCUUCGCGCGCGCCACUUA
Molecule: messenger RNA, 5626 nt
Organism: Monomorium pharaonis (pharaoh ant)
Lineage: Eukaryota; Metazoa; Arthropoda; Insecta; Hymenoptera; Formicidae
Product: cytochrome P450 6k1
Exons: 6
Coding region: 3578-5065 (495 amino acids)
Molecular function (GO): oxidoreductase activity, acting on paired donors, with incorporation or reduction of molecular oxygen; monooxygenase activity; iron ion binding
Source: RefSeq, a predicted model, not a curated record